AUGGCUUCAGCUUCUGACCCUGCUCAUGUUGUAACGAUUGUCCCUUGUGCUGGAGGAUGCGGCCAGUAUCUACAUCCUGAGUGUGCGCCUAAACCGGCUAUAACUAAUGACAUCUCAGGACUGUCCAUACGCCUUCCAACUGAGGCGCCAGGACAAAUUGAUACCAACGAGGGUUCAACGAAUCAUAUUAAAGACAUCUGUGCUGUUAAAUGUGCUACUUGCCUGGUCGGGCUUCGUGUCUGCUAUAUUUGCCAGGUAAGCCAGAGGAAAAUUGUAGCCAGUUUGGGACUCACUCCCGAAAGUGCAGUUGACAAUUUCAGAAUUGGGCCCUACUGA
Molecule: messenger RNA, 336 nt
Organism: Protopolystoma xenopodis
Lineage: Eukaryota; Metazoa; Platyhelminthes; Monogenea; Polystomatidea; Polystomatidae
Source: the annotation of a GenBank genome assembly